Molecule: messenger RNA, 2541 nt
Organism: Microthlaspi erraticum
Lineage: Eukaryota; Viridiplantae; Streptophyta; Magnoliopsida; Brassicales; Brassicaceae
Source: the annotation of a GenBank genome assembly
AUGGCAUCAACAAUGGAGAAUAUAACAGAAAUGGAGAGUGAGAGAGUUGAACAGGGCACUCAUAAGGAAUUGGAAACUGAAGAGCAAAGUCAGGAUACUGUUAUGGAAACUGAUAUGGGAACUGAAACUGGAGAGCAAAGUCAGGACAAUGUAAAGGAAACCGAGAAUGAGAAUCAAGAAGAUACAGAAGAAGAGGAAGCUCCCGUCAGUGAACAUAAAGAUUCUCCUUGUCCCAUGGUUACAGAAGAAGAUACUUCUCUUGCUUCAAGCAGGGUGGCUCCUACUCUUGAGAAGGAGACCAACACUGAUGAUCCUACAAAGAUUGAUGAUGAGAAAACCCAUGAUGAGAAGAGUUCCCAAUUAGAAACAAGCCCGCAUCUUAGUCCUUCUCCUUCGGUGGCUUUAGAUCCUGAAGAAGGGUUAAUUAAGGCUUCUGUGGAGGACACCAUAGAACAUAACACGGAUACUGCAGUACAAAGCGAAGUAAGUUCGGAUCUCUUGAAACAUGACGGAGAUUCUGUCAUGGUUGACGAAGAUACUGAAUUAGUACAUGGAGAAACAACUACAUCACCUGACACCAAGCUCUCUGAUGACAAAGGAUCACCGCAUCAUCAUGAUGAUAGUGUGAUGGAGCAGGACAAAGCUGCAGAAGAACACGACAUAAUAUCCUCAGGAGACCACAACGAAAUUCCAGUCAAUCCUGAUACCAAACUCUUGGAGGAAAAAGGUUCACCGCAUCAUCAUGCUAAUACUGACAUGGAACAGGACAAUGCUGUAUCCUCAGGAGACCAUAACAAAUUUCCAGUCAAUCCUGAUGCCAACAACGAAUCACCGCAUGAUCAUGCUAAUACUGAGAUGGAGCUGGAAAAAUCUGCAGAAGAACAUGAGAUCAUAGCCUCUGGAGACCAUGACGAAUCUCCAGCCAAUCCUGAUACCAAAGUUGUUGAGGGGAACAGUGAAAGGAUAGACGAGGGGGAGGCUAACAAUAUGAAUUUGGCUGACCAUGGAAGUGGUCCAGUUGAUAAUGAUCAAAUUACCACAACGGAGCUUGACGAAGGGCCUGGUUCUGAGACCGUAUUGGAACUGGAGGAUAAGCCAUCCGAGCCUCUCACAGAAACCUCAAUGAACGGGAAAAAAGAGCCAGACAUGCCUGCCACUGAAAAUUUGACAGAAAAUGACCAGAAUUCUGAUGUGUUGACUGCUGGAGUUCCAGGAGACAAUAAAGAAGUGUUAUCUCUCUUGCCCGCUACCCAGACUUCAUCUGAUCAUAACAAAGAAAUGGAUACAUUUGAAGCUGAACCUUCGGAAGACAUGAAACUUGACGUACCUGAUUCUAAAUUGGUUGCUGAAGCUAGUGUUGACGCUACUAAUAACAACGAUGCAAAUGCCGAAGCUCCUACGAAUGCUGAAAAGGAAGAUAAUUCUAUAGUAACUGUAAUAACUGGUGCUGAAAAUGAGAGUGCGUUAGUGAUAAGUGAAUCUGGUCCUCCCUGUGUUGCAUCUUCCAGUAUAAAGUCUGAAGUGGGGGUAAGUGGUGGUUUGAAUAAUGGGGUCCAUAAAAGAGAUAUACCACCUGGUUUUGAUGGGAAGAUGACCGCAAAGCGGUCUUUCCUCUUGGAUGAUAUGUCGGAUGGUAAUGAAUCUGGAACUGAGGAGGAUCAAUCUGCUUUUAUGAAAGAAUUACAUGGUUUCUUUAAAGAGAGAAGCAUGGAUUUCAAACCUCCAAAAUUCUAUGGGGAGACACUAAACUGCCUUAAGUUGUGGAGAGCUGUAACUAGAUUGGGCGGUUAUGACAAGGUUACUGGAUGCAAACUAUGGCGGCAAGUAGGAGAGUCUUUCAGGCCCCCAAAGACAUGUACAACGGUAUCUUGGACUUUCCGAGGUUUCUACGAAAAGGCUCUUCUUGAAUAUGAGCGGCAAAAAGUCAUUGGAGGUGAACUUCAUAUACCCCUUGCUUCUGAACCAGAACCAAUGGGUAUUGAUAAUCAGGCUUCUGGAUCAGGUAGAGCAAGGAGAGAUGCAGCAGCACGUGCUAUGCAAGGUUGGCAUUCGCAGCGUCUUAAUGGGAACGGUGAAGUUAGUGACCCUGCAAUGAAGGAUAAGAAUUUAGUUGUUCAUCAAAAGCGCGAAAAACAGAUAGGAACCACCACCCCUGGUUUGCUCAAACGCAAGAGGCCGUCCUCUGCUGAACAUGGUGCAAAAAGUGCCGUCCUAGUGUCUAGACCUAUGUCGGAUGUGACAGUUGUUGAUGUUGGAGCACCAGCUGAUUGGGUGAAGAUUAACGUACAGAGAACGCAAGAUUGCUUUGAGGUGUAUGCAUUAGUUCCAGGACUAGUCCGCGAAGAGGUCCGAGUCCAGUCAGAUCCGGCUGGGCGGUUGGUAAUAAGUGGCGAGCCCGAGAACCCUAUGAAUCCCUGGGGAGCUACUCCUUUCAAAAAGAUUGUAAGUUUGCCGACAAGAAUUGAUCCGCAUCACACAUCGGCUGUGGUGACCUUAAACGGACAGUUAUUCGUCCGUGUGCCUCUCGAGCAAUCUGAUUAG